Zea mays is the source of this 405-nucleotide messenger RNA. RefSeq lists its product as uncharacterized. NCBI's taxonomy places the organism in Eukaryota, Viridiplantae, Streptophyta, Magnoliopsida, Poales, Poaceae. The transcript has 2 exons. Bases 22 to 405 code for a protein of 127 amino acids. The record is from RefSeq and is a predicted model, not a curated record.
ACCAACUCGGACCGCGCGCAUAUGGAGUGGGCGCUGGAGCGGCUGGGCGUGGAUGAGGCCGUCUUCGACGCCGUCGUGUGCUUCGAGACCAUGAACCCGCACCUGUUCGGCGACUACGCGCACGCCGUCGACCGGCGCCCGGCCAAACCGGUGGUGGAUGCAAUCGUCGCCGGGCUGCGCGCCGCCGGCUCCAACCCACGCCGGACGCUGUUCCUGGACGACAGCGAGAGGAACAUCGCCACGAGGAAAGCGCUCGGCCUCCGCACCGCCCUGGUACGUAACACAACCAUCCUCACCGUUCUGUUCUCCAACACGUUUCUGCCGUGCUCAAGAGUACGUGUGGUAGUUGGUGGAUCGUCAGGUGGUUGGCACACACCACACCGCGCGAUAGUUAUGGAGUACUAG